This is a messenger RNA of Paraglomus brasilianum, 1083 nucleotides long. Lineage: Eukaryota; Fungi; Glomeromycota; Glomeromycetes; Paraglomerales; Paraglomeraceae. The record is from the annotation of a GenBank genome assembly.
AUGACAACAAACACUGUUCGCAGAGCACGAUUAAGCAAUAAGGUUCGUCGUUCAUGGUGUGUUCGGGAGAAAUUAAUGGUUGUACAUUAUUUAGAGCGCGGUCAUAGUAUAAAGAGCACUGCCAGGAAGUUUGAUAUUCAACCUAAGCAAGUACGUGAGUGGCAAAAUAAGAAAAGAAAUCUUCAGAAAGCCGCAGCUCACAUCUUGAAGGUUCAUGGUGGACGUCCUGCCAAAUAUCCUGUGCUUGAAAAAAGAUUAGUUGAAUGGUAUUCAGAGCUUCGUAAAAAAGGGAAUGCCGUAACCCGCAAUAUGGUUCUUCAUAGGGCAAAAUUGCUAUCUCAGGAAGAAGAAUUUCGUUCUCUCUAUCCGGAUAUCAUUCACUUCAAGUUCUCUAUUGGCUGGUUGGAUAGAUUUCUGUUUCGUGCAAAUCUAUCAAAUAGACGUCGGACUACUGUUGCUCAGCAUUUACCGGAAGAUUUGAUUGAUAAACAACAGUAUUUCUUGAGUUAUGUAUUAUAUAUGCGUCGUGAACAUAAAUUUCCCUUGCAAUAUAUUGGUAAUAUGGAUGAAACUUCACUUUCUUUUGAUUUACCUUAUUCUACCACUCUCGAAAAGCGCGGUGCAAAGUCUGUUAACAUUAGAAUUACAGGACACGAAAAAAGUUGGUUUACAGUCAUUCUAGCAUGUCUUGCAGAUGGUACUAAUAUUUCUCGUGAAACUUUACCUCAGGGCAUUCAUGUUAGAGUGAAUGAAAAGGGCUGGUGCAAUGGAGCUGAGAUGUUAUAUUGGAUUAACAAUGUUUGGAAAUUCACUAAUAAGCAGACACAUUUGGCUGUGAUUCCUGGUGGUCUGACAAGCAAAGUCCAACCACUUGAUGUGGCCAUCAACAAAAGCUUUAAGGAUAAGGUUCGGAUGUUUUAUAAUAUGGAUGGCUCUGAAGAUGAUCUGGUAUUUGAUUAUGCUAGUGUAGAAGAGGAGUUAGCAACAGAGUUGGAGGAGGAGAAAGAAAAUGUGAUUGAUAUAACUAGUAAUAUUGAUGGAGACGUUUAUGAGGAUGAUAUAUUAUAUGAGAAUAUAUGGUAG